Molecule: messenger RNA, 4148 nt
Organism: Cynocephalus volans (Philippine flying lemur)
Lineage: Eukaryota; Metazoa; Chordata; Mammalia; Dermoptera; Cynocephalidae
Gene: ZNF782
Product: zinc finger protein 782
Exons: 8
Coding region: 1258-2958 (566 amino acids)
Biological process (GO): negative regulation of transcription by RNA polymerase II
Molecular function (GO): DNA-binding transcription repressor activity, RNA polymerase II-specific; RNA polymerase II cis-regulatory region sequence-specific DNA binding
Source: RefSeq, a predicted model, not a curated record
GUGGCCUCCGGGGAAGCGUCUGGGACCCUCGCGGUCCGGCGGGAAAGGAAAGGUAAACCUCAUAACCGCGCUGUGAUGUCGGCGUAAUCCUCUGCAUUCGAAAUCACCCCCGAGGCUCAGGGGGUGCUGCGGUGUGCUCAGGUCCAAGCUGGCGGUGAGGCAGCUCGGAGGCCAGGGCAGGUGUCAUCUGCCUACUGUCACACCUGCCUACUGCCAGCGUCGCGGCCUUCCCAGCACUGAGCAGCGGUAGAUUUACAGAGCUUCAGAGCAGAGGCAGAAGAGCCCAGAAAGGAAGACAUCUUAGCUUUGCAUAUCAGAAGCGGGUCUUGAUCCUCCUGCCCAGAAUGAGCCAGUCUUGGCGGUGAUACCACCUCUAGAAGCCACCACAGACUGUGUUUGGCCCAGCUUUGAGAGGAGCAAGUGAGCUGGGUAGCUCCAGGGGGCAGGCUGCCCAGGAAAGGCCACUUCAUUGCAGAGCUUGUGAGGAUGCUGUGCUGCUCUGCACAUUUACCACCUGUGAUUUAAUCCUAACAUCACAGAAUCCCAGAAUGACGGUUCAUGAAGGAUUUUCCAGGGUUGUCUACUUCUUAUUCUUUUGAAAGCUUUAAAGGCAUUGGUUGUGAAAGGUUCAGUGACUUUUCAAGGACACUUGGUUUGUGACCGCCAGGGGGGAAACACAGUGAGUUCACUAUCACAGCUGAUCCUUCACAGUUCUCUACACUCUCCCAAGAGCCACAGAAAAUGAACACAUCUCAGGCGUCAGUGUCAUUCAAGGACGUCACUGUGGAGUUCACCCAGGAGGAGUGGCGGCACAUGGGCCCUGCCCAGAGGACACUGUACAGAGAUGUGAUGCUGGAGAACUACAGCCACCUCGUCUCACUGGUUCCCCAGAAAAAGAUACAGUGAGCACCGUCAGUGUGCUGCUUGCGAAGCUGUGCCUUCCACUCAGGAACAGCAGAACCUCUGCAGCUAACUCAAGUUCUGAACGAUCUCCCAUGUACAGGAAACUGCUUUGCAAAACCAGAACUGAUCUUCACACUGGAACAAGGAGGAGAUCCAUGGUUAUUAGAGAAAGAGAAAGAAUUUCUAAACACGAGCUCCUUUGAGGACUCUCAACCCAAUGAACUCUCAGAGAAGAGCCCAGAAAACAAAGGAAAACAUCUGUGGCAAGUUUUAUUCACCAACAAAUCAUUGAGUACACAGCAAGAAAUUUCAGGAAAACCAUGUAGUCUGGAUAUAAAUGUUUUUCCUGCAAGAAUGAUGGCCUGUAAAUGUGACGCUGCAGGGCCUGCUUACCUGGUCCUCAGCCCAUGGGCCCCACACUGUCAAUAUUCAAGAGAAAAUUGUGAGCUUAACUUAUACGAGAAGUGGUUCCUCAGUAUUGAGCAUGGCAGAACUAAUACUGGAGAGAAAUCUUUUGUUUUUAGUAAAAAUAUGAAAGUUCUUGGUCAUGAGAAAGUUAUUCAACAUCAGACAAUUCAGACUUUGGGGCAAGCUUUUGAACAUAAUGAAAAUGGAAAAGCUUUCCUUGAAAAGGCUGCCCUCAUUACAUCUAAGAGUACCCACCAAGAAGAGAAAUCUUAUAAAUUCAGUAAAUUUGGGGAAAACCAAUGUGAUACAUCAACAUUUGUCACCACUGAGAGCAUUCAUCCAGAGGAGAUGGGUCAAUGUGAGUUUAAUGAACAUGGAAAUAGUUUUAGUAGGACCACUCAAAAAACUGACACAGUAGGGAAAUAUUUCAGCCAAAAAUCACACAUUAGAGAACAUCAGAGAAUUUGCGUAGGUGUGAAACAAUUCGAAUGUGGAAAAGAUUUGAGUUGUAAUUCAGCCUUCCACAUACAUCAGAGAAUUCACACAACAGAUAAAUCCUCUGCUAAUAACACAUGUACAGAGACAUCCAGCUAUCAGUCAACUUUUAAUGCGCAUCAAAGAAUACACAUAAGGGUGAAACCCUAUGAAUGUAAUGCAUGUGGAAAAUCCUGUGCUAUGAACUCACACCUGACUCAACCUCAGAAAAGUCUCACAGGGGAGAAACCCUAUGAAUGUCGUGAAUGUGGGAAAGCUUUCAGUGAGAAGUCACGCCUAAGAAAACAUCAGAGAACUCACACAGGAGAGAAACCGUAUAAAUGUGAUGGAUGUGAGAAAGCUUUCAGCGCUAAGUCAGGUCUACGGAUACAUCAGAGAACUCACACAGGGGAGAAGCCCUUUGAAUGUAAUGAAUGUGGGAAAUGUUUCAACUAUAAGUCAAUCCUCAUAGUACAUCAGAGAACGCACACAGGUGAGAAACCUUUUGCAUGUAAUGAAUGUGGGAAAUCUUUCAGCCACAUGUCAGGCCUAAGGAAUCAUCGGAGAACUCACACAGGGGAAAGACCAUAUAAAUGUGAUGAAUGUGGGAAAGCUUUCAAACUGAAAUCAGGCCUAAGAAAACAUCAUAGAACACAUACAGGGGAGAAGCCCUACAAAUGUAAUCAGUGUGGAAAAGCUUUUGGUCAGAAAUCACAACUCAGAGGACAUCAUAGAAUUCACACAGGGGAGAAACCCUAUAAAUGUAAUCAUUGUGGGGAAGCUUUUAGUCAAAAGUCAAACCUCAGAGUACACUGCAGAACACAUACUGGGGAGAAACCCUAUAAAUGUGACGAGUGUGGAAAAACUUUCCGGCAGAAAUCAAAUCUCAGAGGGCAUCAGAGAACUCACACAGGGGAGAAACCCUAUGAAUGUAAUGAAUGUGGAAAAGCUUUCAGUGAGAAGUCAGUCCUAAGAAAGCAUCAGCGAACUCACACAGGGGAGAAACCUUAUCAUUGUAGUCAGUGUGGGGAAGCUUUCAGUCAGAAAUCAAACCUCAGAGUACAUCAGAGAACUCACACGGGGGAGAAACCUUAUAAAUGUGAUAAGUGUGGGAAAACUUUCAGCCAGAAAUCAAGCCUUAGAGAACAUCUGAAAACCCACACAGGGGAGUAAGUACAUGAACAUAAAGAAUAUGGGGAAACUCUGAAUCAGAAAUCAAACCUCAUGAUACAUAAUGCACAGGUGAGCACGCCUAUAAACACAGUGAAUAUCGGAAUUUCCUGUGCACAAUACCACCCUUCACCAAACAGCACAGAACUUACACAGGAGAGGAGUUCUUGAAGUAUACUUCAUCUGGGUCGUCUCUCAGCCAUUGUGCAGACAUUGUUGGAUAUCAGAGAAUUCACCCAGCAAAGAAACCCUAUUAAGAUAAUGAAUAUGGAAAAUACUCUGUGAACUCAAUCAGAAAACUCAUGCUACAGAAAAGCUCUGAGAAAGUAAUAAAGAUGUGGAAUUUUUGUGCGAGCAGUCAAAGCUCAUUCAUCAUCAGAGGAGUCACACAGUGAGAAAACCUAGAAUGUAAUAAAUGUGUGAAACCUUUAGCCAAAGGCCAGCUUUCUCAGUGCAGCAGAAAAUACACAGAGGAUGAAGACCUCAUAGUAUGCCAAAACACACAAGAAAUAAAGGUAUGAGUUUGAGAAAUCCUUUUACCAUAAGUCAACCCUCUCUUUGACUUAGAGAGGCAGUCCCUGUAUGUCACACAGUAGCUAUCGAAAUGUUCACUGAUAACCAUUUCCUUUUCUCCCUCGUGCCACACCUAGUCUAAAAUUCUCAAGCACCUUGUCAUCCAAAUGGGGUGAUAUCAUUAACCUCCAGCUAAUGGAAUGACAAGUCUCAUUAAAUACAUCCCUCAAAUUCUCAAUAUUUUCUCCCGUCCAUACCUCAUCAGAAUGGAACCAGGGUCAAAGAAUGACUCUGAAAUGCAGUUUUCUCCUCCAUGUACACAGUUGGACUUUUUGCAGCAAGGAAAUAAACUUGUUCUCUGCUGAGGUUCUACAGGUUUGGGUUCUUGAUACUGACAUAAACUCACUUAAUAAACCCUCACUUAAUAAAUAUGAACAUGAUUUCUGUGGACAUCUGAACUCUGUUUGAGAAAAGUCAUACAGGGGAUUAACCUGUGACAAUGCCCUGAAUGACCAUAGCUUUUAUCCACAGUUCUUCCUUCUCAGGUAAAUAUUGGGCAAAGAAAUCCAACAUUUCAACACAUACAGGAAAUCCCUUAUCAAAAAAUAUCUCAUUAAAGAUCUGAUAAUUGAGUUUUAAAUGAAUUGAAUGAAUCAUCUCAGUUUGAAUGAAUCAUCUAA